AUAUAUAGAAUUUUAUCCAUCGAUUCUAGUGUCUGUGACGUAUUUUUUCCGUGUAUCCAUUGUAUCCAUACUAAAUGUAUCUAUUAGUGUUAAAUUUCUAAGUCAUGAGUUUUGUUAAUUAUUAUUGACAGCUUUUCUCCUUGCUACCUCGACGUAUCUCAUUUGCUAUGUUGAAUAUACUUACUUAUCUACAACCACAUCUACCAUUGGUUGAAGAAUUUAGUUCUUCUCCAUAUAAUCCUACUGUUUAGUCCUUCCUUAGCUUGGCCCCAAUGCAAUCCUCUUGUAAUGGUAUUUGCUAUAUCUGUAUUCCCUUUUCCCUUUUUUUGCACUUCUCUCACUACUUUUACCUCAUCCCUAAUUAUUCAAUCACUUAUUUUUUUCCAUUCUUGUUCUCCGUAUAUUUUUUUUAAUUUAUUAAUUUAGGAUGUAUAUAAAGAAUUUCAAUAAUCUCAGUUAUUUUGAUCGCUAACUUUGGAAUUUUCUUUAUUUUCAAAGAAAAAUACAUAUGAUAUAUACAUUAUACAAAGUUACGUAAUUCCCAAAAUUUCACGUCAAUUUGCAAUUUCCUAUUUUCAAAUAACCGUUUGAAAAAAACUCUUCAAAAAAAUUAUAAAAUAUAAAACUUUAGUCCUGAUUACAUCUCUGUAUUUUGUCAGCUUACUUCAUUUUCAUUCAUAUCACAAUAAAUAGCAGUCUUCAGUGUUUUGAUGAAAUUCUUAUCAAUUACAAAUAACUACUACAAGGUAUAUAUUUGCUAUAUAAAGAUUUGGACUUAAGUUUCUUCACACUUCUGACCUAACUUAAAAAUUGGUCAAAAUGUGGUCACAAUACAUUUUUUUGCUGCUUGUUGGAUGUAUAACUACUGCAACUACUUCUGCUUGGAUAGAUAACCGAGAAUAUGUUUAUUCAGUUCAAGGACGCACUCUUGCCAGCCUCGACAUCGCCAACGUAUUCUCUGGAAUAUUGAUGAGGACUACCUUGAGAAUCCAAACUAGACCAGAUGGGAACCUACAAGGUUUAUUGGUGAAUCCUCAGUAUGCUCAAAUUCACUCUGAACUGUCAGAAGGUCCCUUGACUCACAUUCCAAGUGCAGAGGUGAACUGGAAACAGUUAGAAAUGAGUAGAAAACCUUUCCAAAUAGUAAUGAACCGAGGAGUUAUAUCUGAUCUCGUUGUAACUCGUAGUAUGCCUAAUUGGGAAGCUAAUAUUCUCAAAGGAAUUAUAAGUCAGCUACAAUUAAAUAUUGAUCACUGGGGUACUGCAGAUCCAGAUUCAUUUAUAAUUCCCGAAGAAACUGUAAGUGGUACCACUGAUACUUCAUACAAAAUAAAUCGCAUACCCGAAUAUUUGCUUUUAAAUUCAGAAAUAGUGCCUGACUUUCAAAGUAUAGAAGAGGAUGACUGUGACAUUUUGGAAGUUGUAAAACACAAAAACUAUACUAAUAGUAUUGAACUGCCAUCUUUCAUAUACGGAUUAGGAAACGUAUUUGGAAAGAAAGCUGCUUCCAAUGUAAUGGGAGAAUUCUUUGUAAGAGAUACAAUGACCAGAGCACUUGUUACAAGAUGUUCAAAACAAUCAACAAUACAAAAUACGUUUACAUUGAAUAAAGUAUCAGUUAGUCCAACUUUUAGCGACAACCAACAAGGAUCAGUUGUCAGUAUGUGGAACGCUACCUUAGAACAAAUAAAACUGCAAAAUAAAGUUUUAGAAGAUGUUAUAGACCCAAUUAGAUUAGGUGGACUCGUUUAUUCUUAUGGAAAUUCUCACUCUCAUUCUAAUAAAGUAGAAGAAAAACAAAGAGAAUACAAUUAUUUUGAAUAUAAGGAAGUACCAUGGAAACGGACUGUUAAAUCAAUCUCGCACUAUUCUGAUUCUACAUGGAGAUCAGCCGAAACCUACAAACAAGAAAAACCGGAUUUAAAUAAACCUACUGAAUAUCCUAUGCUACCUUAUACUAUUGGAAACAAAGGUUUUUCUAUAAAAAAUGAUAUCGAUAUUGUCCAAUCAGUAGUAAGUAUUGCUCAAGAGAUCGGUAGCGAUUUACAGGAUCCCAGAAAAACUCUAGCUGAAAACACUUUAGCUAAAUUCAUAAACUUAAUCAAAUUAGUUCGCACUAUGGAUCAACAGGAAUUGAAAAGAGCUGGAAAUGAUUUAUAUUAUACCAACAAUGAAGAUCUAUCCAGAUACGCAGCAUGGGCAACUUACCGUGAUGUAGUAGCUGAAUCUGGAAGUUUACAAUCGUUACUUGUUAUACAAAGUUGGAUUGAAUCUAGGAACCUUAAACUAAUGGAAGCUGCUUACGUUAUUGCUCAAAUGAUGAACUCAGUUCAAACACCCACUACUGAAUAUAUUAAAACUUUGUUCGAAUUUGUUAAAAAGCCGGUCGUUUCUUCUCAAUGGCCGUUAAACGAAACAGCAAUAUUGAGUUUAUCUGAGCUCACCCGUAAAGUAUUCUUCGAUGAUGCAUUCUACAAAACAAAUUACCCAAUAGAAAGCUAUAAAAACUUGAGAGAUGAACAAGGUCGUGAGUAUGUCAGAAAAACAAUUAUCCCUUACUUCACGAAAUGUCUUGAUUCAGCUAUAAUUCAAGAUGAACCUACUAAAAUUCAUACUUAUAUUCGCGCUUUGGGUUUCAUCGGGGAUACUGAAAUACUCAAAGCUUUUGAACCAUAUUUAGAGGGCAAAAAAAUGUGCUCCCAAUACCAACGCACACUAAUGGUUAUUGCAAUGGAUAAACUUGUGAAAACAUAUCCAGAUAUAGCUCGCGAUGUACUCUAUAGAAUAUAUGAAAAUAGUGGUGAAUAUCAACCCCUGAGGGUUGCUGCCGUAUAUCAAUUGAUGCGUACAAAGCCAUCAGUCGAAAUGUUGCAGCUUAUGGCCUCUUACACUAACGUAGAUGUACAGGAAGAAGUCAAUGCUGCUGUUAAAACUUCCAUUCAAAGUUUCGCAUCUCUGAAAUUGGACGAAUUUAAAGAUUUACGUUAUGCUGCUGAAAUGGCUUUACCACUUCUAACAGAAACUGAAUAUGGGCUUCAUCAAGGCGGUAAUUAUCUGAGAACUUAUAUUGUUGAUCAGCUAAAUCUAAAAUAUAAAGAAACUUUACAACUGUAUGGAAGCAGUGAUAAUUUUAUACCAAAAGGAUUUAAAUAUGCUUGGAGGUCCAAUGAAGGAGGGCGUAGAAACCAAAUACUGAAUAUACAAACAUGGUUAACAAGCGUGGACCAACUUUCUCGAGUAAUUUAUGAACAAACAGAAUCAUUUCAUCUGGCAAAACAACAACAAAAUUUGAAACGACAGCAAAACGUAACAUUAAGCAGUCAAAAUAUUGCUCGUAUUCUAAACAUGCAAGCUCAAGCAGAUGAACAGUUGGAAGGAAUUAUGUUCUUUAUGGAUGCUGUUUUACCCUUAAAGAUGUUGACAUUUGAUAACAAUACAAUUGAACAACUACCCCAUCUGCUAAAACAGCUUGAAAAGUACUUGAAUGAGGAUAAAGAAAUUAACGAAGUAAAAUUAACUAACAGCGAUGAUGCAAUCAUGGCAUUACCUCUUGAAAUGGGUAUCCCAUUUGUGUUUAUGUACGAUGCUCCAACAGUUUUGAAAGUCCACGGAAAAGUAAAAGCUGCGGUUCAACCAAAUUUGUCCGAAUGUGGUCGAUUCCAAAAACCUACUUUUAUUAAGAUCAGAACAGAUAUGGCAGUUACGUUUGGCUCAAAAAUACAGGGUCACAUUUCGUUUUUCACACCUUUUGAUCGUAGAGAGUAUUAUUCUGGUUUCGAAAAAACAAUGCAAUUACAUCUUCCCAUAGCGGGAACAUUUGAAGUGAAUUUGGAAAAGAAAGAGUUAUCAUUUGAUAUCGAACCUAAAGAGAUACAUAACGAGGCUCCUUUGUUCCAUUACAGUACUUGGCCUUUCACUUCUUGGAGAGAUAUUACAGAUUUGAGAACUCUAGUCGCCCAACAUCAUAAUCAAUAUAUUAAAUCAGAUAGAAUUCGCACUUUUAACACGGUUGUAGGUAAACAACAAACUGGGUUAUCAUAUCGUAUCAAAUUUGAACAUAACAGAGAUACUAUACAAAUGUCUGAUAUUUACAUGUUUUGGCAAAAAGGAAAUCUAGAUGCUAUUAACAAUUUAUGGAGAAACGGUGACAUUCAAUACAGUCAAUUUAAUUUCACUUACCUCCCUAAAGAAUCUUUGACCAAAAACGUACAACUUCGUUUGAGAUACUACCAGGACUAUAAAGAGAAAGGAGAAACUCAUUCAUUCAACUGGAAUUAUGUGAGUUCAGCUGAUAAUUAUUCAGAAAGGAUUAAUACUUUACUGAAAGGAGCUCGUGCCGAUAUUAGAAAUGUUGAAAGCCGAGCUAUUGAUGCCUCAAUGCGUUUCAUAGGUAGCAAAAACAUAGAGCACAUUGUUUCUGGUGCUGUGUCCAAGAGUAACGUAGAUCCAAAAUCCCGUAUAUUCGCUUUUUACAAACUGAAGAAGAGCGACUUCGGUAAACCUUACGAAAUGAAAUUAGAAGCUGUUAAUGAUAUACCAAAUACAAACACUUUAAACGUCGACUAUGCUUUAGCAGCUGAACCCAAAGUAAAUUCUUUGCUUAUAUUGACAUUUGAUACUGAUAAUGGUGAAAAAGGGCAAAUUAAAGCUGAUAUUAUGCUAACUAGAAGCGGAAAACGUAAAGAAUUUUUGAAAGAUUUACCAAUGUACCAACAAUGUAAACGAGACAUGCGAGUGAAUAACAACCAAUCUCCUGCUUGUGUUAACAUGACCCUAGCUGCACAGUUGUUGAAUAAAAUUGAUAUAAAUUUGGCAUAUGAUAACUUGAGUCCUCUUGUUAAAGAUAUUGUUGAAACAGCUUAUGAUCACUUGAAAUAUAACUACUAUCCCAGCGUGGAAACUGAUUACGUACAAAAAUCUGAAGCUGGAAACCAAAUCAAAAUUAAAUCACAAUUUGAUGAAGAUUUGCAAUUCCUCAACAUUUCUGUUACCACUAAAGAGCAGACAACUAAUUUCAAGGAUAUUGAGGCUGGUGAAUAUUCUAGAAGUUUAUUCGUAGUCAAUCCUGCGUAUUCUCUUUCAAGUCGAAUUAUCAGUAAAAUUUUGGAAAUUGAUACAAUCAACCCUGUUUGCGUUGCUGAUCAAUCACAAGUAACAACUUUCAGCAAUUUGACGUAUCCAUCUGUAUUAUCCAAUUACUGGACUGUACUAGCUCAAUAUGUUCCAAUUAGGGCUAAUGAAGAAGAAGAAAUAUACUCUGUUCAUGAACAACUUGAAAGUCAAGAGACAAACUUAGUAAUCCUAGCUCGCAAGAGUAUGUCUGCUUCGGAAUCAGAAACAGCUAAAGAUGUCAAAAUUGUCAUCAGCUCUCCCGACACUGACUUUGAAACUAUUGAAAUACUUAUGUCACUCAAUCAAAAACGAUCUUCAGUUGAUAUCUAUGUAAAUGGGCAACAAAGAGAAGUAUCAGAAUUUGACUGCCAUGAUAUUAGAAAUGGUUAUAUACAAAUAUUUGCAUUGUCCCAUGGAGAAGUAAAAAUGGAAGUGAAAAAUAUAUUGCAUUUAACAUAUGACGGUAUUCGUAUCAAAUUGGAAGCUGUCUCCAGUUUACUAAGAGGCUCAACAAGAGGAUUAUGCGGUUCAUUUAGUGAUCAACAAAACGAAGACUUUUUGACACCAUCAAACUGCUACGCCCGUAAUCAUGAAAAGUUUAUAAGGAGCUACGAAGUUGAAGGACAACAAGGUGAGCAAACUAGAGAAGAGUUGUCUCAAGACUCCCAUCUAUGUGUAGAAAAGAAGAUGCCUCUUCACAUCAAUAUAAUCAGUCUUAAAGAUCUCCUUCCAGCUGUUGAUGUGGAACAAUCUGAAGGUAAUAACUGCACUCGACAUCAGACUAGAUACUUUGAGCAAAGUACCGAAAUAUGUUUCACAACUUCAGUAGUACCUACAUGUAGUAGUGUUUGUCAAGCUGAAGGAUAUAUCACCAAGACUAUACCAGUGCAUUGCAUCGUUAAGAGCAACGUGGCUUUAUUAUGGAAAAAACAAAUUGAUACUGGUGGCAACCCCGACUUUAGUCACAAAAAAGAGCAUAAAAAGUUACAAAUGGAAGUUCCUCAAACUUGUUCCAAAUAAAAUGAGUAGAGGGAACAGUAGUAAUUCGUCAGUAGAAAUAUUCUCACGAAUAAAUGAUGAUUUCUAUUUUUUUUUGUCAUUUUCAAAUACUAUUAAACCUAUUUCUAUCUGCAUAUCACUGUUUACCUAAUAUAUAAAAUGAGAUAAAGUGAAAUAUAUGAAUAAAUAUAUACAAUCAA
This is a messenger RNA of Diorhabda sublineata, 6311 nucleotides long. RefSeq names its product vitellogenin-like. The record is from RefSeq and is a predicted model, not a curated record. NCBI's taxonomy places the organism in Eukaryota, Metazoa, Arthropoda, Insecta, Coleoptera, Chrysomelidae. Gene Ontology annotation, molecular function: lipid carrier activity. The transcript is spliced from 5 exons. The coding region runs from base 820 to 6132 and encodes 1770 amino acids. Gene Ontology annotation, biological process: lipid transport.